CCCCAAUUCGGCCCACAAGCGCUAUCAGCAGCAGCCGUGUGCGCAAACGGCUGUCCACGGCGGGCGUAGUGCCGCCUGGCGGUGAGGCAGACUAUCGCGGGCAGACUAUCGACGGCAGACAGGCAGACUAUCGACGCUGCACAAGAGCACCCUCGACUGCAUCGUCAUGGCGAGGCUGUCGCGGCUGCCAAAUGCUUCAUGUGCCAAGUCUCGUUUCAGAAAUUAUGAGACCCUGUCGGCGCCAUCCAUGCUGCCUCGACUAGACCCUCCCGCGCCGCCAGCUCCCACCAACUCCUCCCACAUCUGACACCCGUCUAACAUGUCUCUUGUUUCCGGGCCCGGGCGCGCUGCUGGGAUAGCCAGCCUGCCCAGCGAGAUGCACCUCUUCGUCGACAAGCACGUCGCCUAUAUCCAGAGCCUCGACACUCGCAAAGAUGAGCUUGAGUACUGGCUCACCGAACAUCUGCGCCUCAACGGCCUCUACUGGGGACUGACGGCCCUGCAUCUCCUGGGCCACCCAGACGCCCUUCCACGCGCUCCCAUCCUCGACUUUGUCAUCUCGUGUCUGCAUGAUAAUGGCGGCCUCGGUGCUGCACCGGGCCAUGAUGCCCAUAUGCUCUAUACCGUUAGUGGCGUGCAGAUACUCGCGACGCUUGACGCUUUCGGUGAGCUUGAAGAACGCAUCCCCGGCGCCCGCCUGAAAAUUGCAAAAUUCAUCGCCGAUUUGCAAGAUCGCGAGACGGGCACAUUUGCAGGCGAUGAGUGGGGCGAGCAGGAUACCCGCUUUCUCUACGGUGCUCUCAAUGCCCUGUCUCUGAUGGGCCUGCUCGAACUUGUAGAUGUCGAAAAGGCCGCUCAAUACGUCCACUCGUGCGCCAACUUUGACGGAGGAUACGGUACCAGCCCUGGGGCCGAGUCGCACUCUGGUCAGGUGUUCACGUGUGUUGGCGCACUGACCAUCGCGGGGAGACUCGACCUUGUCAACCAAGAAAAGUUGGGCGCCUGGCUAAGCGAACGACAGCUCAAGAACGGAGGCCUCAACGGCCGGCCAGAGAAGAAGGAAGACGUCUGCUACAGCUGGUGGGUCAUGAGCAGCAUGGCCAUGUUAGACAAGCUGCACUGGAUAGACGGUCAGAAAUUGACGAGCUUCAUCCUGCAGUGCCAGGACCCGGAUCUGGGUGGUCUCGCAGACCGGCCUGGCGACAUGGUCGACGUCUUCCACACCGUCUUUGGAAUUGCUGGUCUCAGUCUGCUGAAGUAUCCCGGUCUGGAAGAAGUAGACCCUGUGUACUGCAUGCCUCGCUCAGUCACUCGUAGAUGCUUAGGUAAGUAAGCGAGAAUGCCAUCAACAAAUGCCAGUUGUAUCGCAUUGUGCUUGUAGAUUCCAUGACCAUUCAGCUGUAUUCGUAUCCGUGUAUUAUCCAUCCAAAGCCUAUCCUCCCACUAUCUAAUACCUCGCGUCUCCCCCAUAGGCGUCGAGACACAGAGCGGGAGGAAAGUGAGGGUGGCUUCCUCUUUCGUCAGUGCCGAGCUCCCACGUGCUCUGCCUGCUAGAACACCACCAACAGACCUCUUCUUGCUGCAAUUCCUUCACUGCGAUACUGCACCUUCCUCUCUUCU
Messenger RNA from Alternaria rosae, 1620 nucleotides. RefSeq names its product geranylgerany transferase type II beta subunit. NCBI's taxonomy places the organism in Eukaryota, Fungi, Ascomycota, Dothideomycetes, Pleosporales, Pleosporaceae. Gene Ontology annotation, biological process: protein geranylgeranylation. Gene Ontology annotation, molecular function: Rab geranylgeranyltransferase activity. Gene Ontology annotation, cellular component: Rab-protein geranylgeranyltransferase complex. The record is from RefSeq and is a predicted model, not a curated record. The transcript has 5 exons. The coding region runs from base 320 to 1333 and encodes 337 amino acids.